AUGCAACGAAAAAGAGCCACAGAAAAAGAAGAUUUAGUACUGGACUCGGCAUCAGUGCUGGAAUUCACGAAUUUAGGAGCAGGAAAUGAAGUAGGACGAUCAUGUCAUGUUAUACAUAUCAAAGGAAAAACAGUUAUGCUUGAUGCAGGUGUUCAUCCAGCGUAUAAUGGGAUUGCAGCACUCCCAUUUUAUGAUGAAAUUGAUAUGAGCACGGUGGAUAUUCUUCUUAUUAGCCAUUUUCACGUGGAUCAUGUUGCAUCUCUCCCAUAUGUGAUGACUAAGACAAAUUUCAAAGGAAGAGUAUUUAUGACUCAUCCUACAAAGGCGAUCUAUAAGUGGUUACUUACAGAUUUCUUAAGAGUCAGCAAUACAACAGCAGAAGAGCAGUUAUAUGAAGAAAAAGAUUUGAUAAAAUCUCUUGAAAAAAUAGAAGUAGUUGAUUAUCAUUCAACAAUUGAAGUGAAUGGUGUCAAAUUUACACCAUAUCAUGCAGGACAUGUGCUUGGUGCAGCAAUGUUUUUUAUAGAAGUAGCAGGAAUUAAAAUACUUUUUACAGGAGACUAUUCGAGAGAAGAAGAUAGACAUCUCAUACCCGCAGAAGUUCCACCAAUACAACCGGAUAUAUUGAUAACGGAAUCAACAUAUGGUACGGCGUCUCAUCAACCUAUAUCUGAAAAAGAAUCUCGACUAACCAGUAUAAUUCACUCAAUUAUUCGUAGGGGAGGACGAGUUUUAAUACCCGUAUUCGCACUUGGGAGAACACAAGAACUAAUGUUAAUUAUUGACGAAUAUUGGCAUAAUCAUCCCGAGCUUCACUCUAUUCCAGUUUAUUAUGCAUGUAGUUUAGCUAAAAAAUGCAUGACAGUAUAUCAAACGUAUAUAAAUACAAUGAAUAGUAAAAUUAGGAAAAUAUUUGAAGAAAGGAAUCCUUUUAUAUUUAGAUAUAUCAGUAGUUUAAAAUCACUUGAUCGCUUUGAAGAUAUUGGGCCUUGUGUAAUGCUUGCAUCACCUGGAAUGUUACAAAGUGGUGUUUCUAGAGCUCUUUUGGAAAAAUGGUGCCCUGAUCCAAAAAAUGGUCUAAUAGUUGCAGGAUAUUGUGUUGAGGGAACUAUGGCAAAACAUAUUUUAAACGAACCUUCGGAAAUCAUAUCACUUUCUGGUCAAAAAAUACCUAGAAGAAUGACUGUUGAAGAAAUAUCGUUUGAAGCACAUGUCGACUAUAUACAAAAUAGUCAAUUUAUUGAUCUUAUAAAUGCAAACCAUAUUAUUCUAGUACAUGGUGAACAAAAUAAUAUGGGUAGACUAAAAAGUGCACUCCUAAGCAAAUAUUCACACAGAAAGAACGAAGUUCAUAUUUAUAAUCCCAAAAAUUGUGAAACAUUAAAACUUACAUUUAAAGGAGACAAAAUAGCAAAAACAAUAGGACAUAUAGCAGAAACUCCUCCAGAAAACAAUCAUGUCAUUAGUGGGAUAAUGGUUCAAAAGGAUUUCCAAAUUAGCAUUAUGUCUUCAGAAGACUUAAAAGAAUUUAGUGGACUUACAACAAGCGUUAUUAUGCAGCGUCAAACUCUUUCUUUUAAUGCAAGUAUUAAUAUUUUGCAUUAUCAUCUUGAACAAAUGUUUGGAGCUAUUGAAGACCAAAUAGACGAAAAUAAUAACAGAUUGUUCAAAGUUAUGAAUAUAGUAUCAGUAAGAUGUCUCCAAAAAAACAUUAUUUCACUAGAAUGGCCGGGAAAUGCACUUAAUGAUACGAUUGCAGAUUCAGUCCUUGCAAUCAUUCUUGCAGCAGAAAACAGUCCGGUUUCUAUAAAAUUAGCAUCAUGUUCAGAUGGAAACCACUGCUUACAUACGGGUUUUGACUAUAAAGAGAAGAAAAACAGAAUAGAGAUGUUCUUAAAAUCACAGUUUGGUCAGUCACUUGUUGUUAAUGAUGAUAUUUUUGAAAUUCAUAUUGAUCACCAUAUUGCCAAAAUCAAUUUAGAAACGUUUGAGGUAGAAUGUACCUAUGAACCCUUAAGAAGUCGAGUAUCACAUGUUCUUGGAGGAGCCAUUGCAACUAUUACUCCAUUUGUCGAGCCUUUCACUGAAAAUAAUAUAAAAACAAACGAUAUAGAAAAAGAAUAA
This is a messenger RNA of Pneumocystis jirovecii RU7, 2124 nucleotides long. Its product is annotated as cleavage polyadenylation factor subunit YSH1. NCBI's taxonomy places the organism in Eukaryota, Fungi, Ascomycota, Pneumocystomycetes, Pneumocystales, Pneumocystaceae. The transcript is spliced from 13 exons. Gene Ontology annotation, cellular component: mRNA cleavage and polyadenylation specificity factor complex. Gene Ontology annotation, molecular function: 5'-3' exonuclease activity; RNA endonuclease activity; RNA binding. The record is from RefSeq and is a predicted model, not a curated record. Bases 1 to 2124 code for a protein of 707 amino acids. Gene Ontology annotation, biological process: mRNA 3'-end processing by stem-loop binding and cleavage.